CCCUUGUCUCUUUCUCCUCUCACCAGCUGCCAAUUGCAUUGACAAUGUCAGCCGCGAGCCCCGGGGAGAAGAAAAGCGGCUUUCGAGCCUUUUUCGCUCACGCUCUUCGGCCCAAGAAAUCCCGCCAAGUCCUUCGCAAGGGCUCUAGCGCAUCCACGCCGGACCUGCGAGCCGCAGCAAGCUUGCACCGACCCAGCACCACGAGCGAAGAUGUGCCUCCACUGCCCUCUUUGGCACCAUUGGAAGCUCACCGGCUGAAAUAUCGCGAACUCAACGCCAACAAAGACUCGCAGCUCGGCGAGAGCCAAGACCACACCGCCAUCCUCCACACCAUCGGCGACCAGGACUUCAACCGAUAUGACCCCAAUGGCCCCGACAGCGAGUACGACACUCGACCCCCCGGCGAGCCGCAGAUCGCCAGCCUGCCCUCGCAGCUUUGGGUUCAUAUCGCAACCGGCUACCUUACCCCCGCCGACACAGCCAGCCUCGCCUUCUCAAACAAAACCCUCCACCUCCGCCUCCAACCCCUCGACCCAUUCCACGCCCUCUCCCUCCCCGAAAACCACACCCAGCGCAUCAACUUCCUGACCACCCAAGACCGCCACCUGCCCUACCACCUCCUCUGCAUUCCCUGCGCACGCUUCCACCUCCGCACGCAACCAGGCCACGAGAAGCUCCAACCCGCCGACACGCUCAACCCGCUCUUCAACUGCCCGGAAGCUCGCAACCCGUCCAACCCCCCACCACGCCACCGCAUCACCCACAACCGCGCCCUCCCCUACACCUUCGUCCAACUCGCACUGCGCGCGCACCGCUUCACCCCGCAGCACGGCAUCCCGUACACGACGCUCUCGCGCCGCUGGCGCCGCACGGACUGGUCGCACCAAACCCGCUUCCAGAUCCACAACAACCACCUCCUGAUGCGGGUGACGUCCACGCGCUUCGCAGACCCAGGACUCCCGCCGUCCUCCGUGCGCCUCCUCCUCUACAGCCGCGAAGACUACGUGCCCUACUUCUCGGUCUGCGCACACUGGCGCGACGGCAACCUAAUGGCCGCCUGCAAAUGCGCCCUCACCCACAUCCCCGUGCCCCGCGAGACCACCGCCCUGCAAGGGCUCGAGCACCGCGCCAAGGACGUCCUUCACCGCCGCGCCUACAACCCCAACGCCCUGACCACCCUGUGCGGCAAGUGCCGCCCCAUGCGCCGCUGCCCCGAGUGCCCAUCCGAGUACCUCAUCGAGGUCAAGCUGACCGAGGACCGCUCCGACGGCCUGCAGAAUAUGCGCUUCCGGCAUGCGAUCGUGGUCACCCGCUGGUGUGAUCUCGGUAAUGGUACCGCGCCGUCCGUGUCGCCUGAGUGGGCGGCUUGCUGUGGGCUCGAGGGGUCUCAGUACGAUUCCUUCGAGGAGAUGGGCAAGCGCUCUAUCUCGGGCGUCUUUGAGAGUAUGAUUACGGAUGAUACGUUGCCUGGGCAGCGGGUUGUGUCGAUGAAUCCCUCCGGCAAGAAGGAGGGCGAGGAAGGGAAUUCGUGGUAUUGAUUUUGAGCUUUGUUCGGGGUGUUGGCUGUCGGAGGCCAUUGUCUCGAUCCGGUCGGUGUUGUUGGCUUCUCUGUCUGGUCUAGGUUGGGCAUGUUUGGAGUAUUAAUGGUGGCUAUGGAGUUGGUCUGGGGUGGUUCGGUUGGGUUGAUUUAUACGGACGGCAAGGUUAUAUUAUAUAGUUUGCAGAUCUGAUCUAGGUCUAAGUAAAAUUGAUAAUCCCAUAGCAAGAGCC
Molecule: messenger RNA, 1770 nt
Organism: Aspergillus homomorphus CBS 101889
Lineage: Eukaryota; Fungi; Ascomycota; Eurotiomycetes; Eurotiales; Aspergillaceae
Exons: 1
Coding region: 45-1538 (497 amino acids)
Source: RefSeq, a predicted model, not a curated record